Molecule: messenger RNA, 4674 nt
Organism: Thelazia callipaeda (thelaziosis nematode)
Lineage: Eukaryota; Metazoa; Nematoda; Chromadorea; Rhabditida; Thelaziidae
Source: the annotation of a GenBank genome assembly
AUGUAUGUGAAUGAAUGUGUGAGUGUAUGUGAACGGAGUUUGGAAUCGGUAGGGCGGUGUUACUUGUUACAAAAAUUUCUCUUAGUUGGCGUUGGUGCUCGCUUUCAAUGUAUCUGGUUGUUACCAGAAACAGUGCGCUGUGUUUAUUUUCGUUAUUGUAAUGUGGUAAUGAUUGGGAUGAAGAAUGGGUUCACGACUUUAGAUGUCUUUGCGGCAGUUCAUGAUUUGAAGAAGCUUGUUGGCCAUCGUGUCGCCAACGUUUAUGAUGUGAAUCCUAAAACAUAUCUUAUUCGAAUUCAGAAUGCGGAUGAUAAAUGCUUCAUUAUGUUCGAGUCCGGAUGCAAGAUUUACAAGACUACGUUCGAUUGGCGUAAGGCUCAAUUUCCUUCAUCAUUUAGUAUGAAACUUCGAAAACAUAUUAGACAGAAACGACUGCAAAGUGUUAAUCAGUUGGGCAUCGAUCGGAUUGUUGAUAUGCAGUUUGGUUCAUGUGAACAAGCUUGUCAUGUGAUUGUGGAACUUUAUGAUAGAGGCAAUGUCUUAUUAACGGACCACAAUUAUAUUAUUCUUAAUGCUCUACGUCCAAGGACUGCCAAAGAACUCGAUUUGCGUUUCAUUGUUCAUGAGAAGUAUCCUUUGGAAGCUGCGCGACAAGUCGCUAGUUGCUUAACUAAAGAUGAACUGAUUAUGAGAUUAAAUAACGCCAAAGAAGGUGACUCGCUUAAGCGAUUUUUUGCCCCAUUAACUCAGUACGGUUCAGCUUUAAUUGAACAUUCGUUGAAGGCAGUUGGUAUUUCUAAAGAUGCCAAGAUUGGUAUUAGUAUCAGUAAAGAGGAAGCUGAUAUUUCAAAGCUACUAAAUGCGCUUCAGCUAGCUCAAGAAAUUUUUAAUAAUGUCCGACAAAAUCCUACUCCGGGAUUUCUAAUGUAUAAGGAAGAUGUAAAAACUGAUGGCACAAUUGUUGAAACAUAUCAGGAAUAUCAUCCAUUCAAAUUUUCACAGUUCAACGAGAGGCAAAUCAAGCAAUUUAGUUCCUUUUCGGAAUGUGUUGACGAGUUUUUUUCCAAACUGGAAUCACAGAAAGCUGAUUUAAAAGCGUUGAAUGUCGAGAAGGAAGCGAUGAAGAAGCUCAACAAUGUUAUCAAAGAUCAACAGGAACGAAUAGCUGCUUUGGAAUUAGCACAAGUUGAAAGAGAACAAAUGGCUGAAUUGAUUGAACUGAAUACAGCUUUAGUAGAUAAAGCCUUACUGGUUAUUCGAUCGGCUAUUGCUAAUCAGUUAAGCUGGGAAGCUAUCGAAGAAAUGCGAGUGAAAGCUUGUAACGCAGGUGAUCCAAUCGCUGCUUCCAUUGUCGGUUUAAAUCUAAAUUCAAAUGAAAUGGUGUUACUGCUUAAAGAUCCUUAUCAACCGGAAACCGUUCCUAAAAAAGUGACCAUCAAUAUUGCUCUGUCAUCUCAUCAAAAUGCUAGGAAGUUGCAUACUGAAAAAAAAGCAGCCCAGGAAAAACAGCAGAAAACAAUAUCUGCUUCAUCAAAAGCACUGAAGUCAGCUCAGAUAAAAACAAAGCAAACAUUGGAGGCGGUUCGGACAAAAAGUGAAGUUAUGAAGAAGCGACGCGUUAUGUGGUUUGAAAAAUUUCUGUGGUUUGUGAGUUCUGAAAAUUAUUUGGUGAUUGGUGGACGAGAUGCGCAUCAAAACGAACUCCUUGUGAAGAAAUAUCUUCGACCAGGUGAUAUUUAUGUUCACGCAGAUGUGUGGGGAGCUUCAUCUAUUGUCAUUCGCAACAAACUUGGUGGAGGCGAUAUACCUGUGCGAACUCUUAAUGAAGCUGCUACCAUGGCUGUUUGUUACUCGUCUGCCUGGGAAGCCAAAAUUACAGCUUCAUCGUGGUGGGUUCAUGAGCAUCAGGUUUCAAGAACAGCACCUACUGGUGAAUAUUUAACACCGGGCAGUUUUAUGAUACGUGGUAAAAAAAAUUAUUUGCCGACCUGUCAGUUGCAAAUGGGAUUUGGUGUAAUGUUCAAAUUGGACGAAGAUUCGCUAGAAAGACACAAAGAAGAACGAAAAAUUGCCUCCAUAUUACUUCCUGAAAAUGAUACUAGAAAGGAAAGCGAUGCCGAAAAUGACAUUUCCAUAAAUAAUAGCGAAGAUGAGAAAGAGGAGGAUUAUCCAGAUAUUCAGGUUAACUUGAAAGGUAUUAUGCGUGAAGUGAAAGGCGCUGAAGAUGAAAGCUAUACCAUUGUCCAAGUUGGUCCAUCAGUGCAAAAAAAGCAUACUUCGCAACAAGCUGGUAAUACCCAGGGAAAUGUUGAAGUUACUGAAGCACAGAGAGCAAAAGAAAGUAAGAAGAUACGUCCGAUGAAUAGACGUCAAAAACAUAAGAUAGAAAAAAUCAAGAAAAAGUAUGGUGAUCAGGAUGAGGAGGAGCGACAAUUAAGAAUAAUGUUGCUAGGAUCAAAACCGAAAGAUACCGAUAAAGUGGAAAAAAAAACUUCAUCUAACAAACCUACAGAGAGUAUGGAUAGUAGUAAUGUUUUGCUGAAGAAUACGAAUGGUCAUGUAUCUGAAGAAAAUAAGAUCGAUAAUUAUGCGAAGAAAAGUAAACGUUUAGCAGAACUCCUAGAGUUUUCUAAUUUUCCGGACGAAGAGGAUGAAAUGUUGGAAACCGAUGUAGCUUUAAUGGAUGCUGAGGAAACAAAGAUGCUGAACUCAUUAACGUGGAAACCGUUGGAAGAGGAUGUUAUUCUGUUUGCAGUAGUAGUAGUGGCGCCCUAUCAGACUAUGCUGAAUUUCAAGUACAAAGUAAAAUUAACUCCAGGAACUGGGAAAAAAGGGAAAGCAGCAAAAUGCGCCAUAGCGUUGUUCCAGCGUGACAAAUUCGCUAGUUCACAAGAACUGGAUUUACUUAAAGUACUGGCAAGUGAUGAUCAGAUUUCGCGAAAUAUACCUGGGAAAAUGGAUGCAGAAAUAAAGGAUGAUGAUAACGUAUCCCAAGCACCUUCGUCAAAACGUUAUCGACGUGAUGACAAUGUCGAUCCGACUAAUCCAGAUCCGUCGAUCGUUGUGCAUGUGCGGAAUUUGAGUCCUAAAGCUACCGAAGCUGAUUUAUUAGAAGCGCUGUCUCAUUUUGGACCAAUAUCUUAUGCUACAUGCAUGCCAGGCAAACGGAUGGCACUGGUGGAGUUUGAGGAAGUAGAGGGAGCUCGUUCAUGUGUCGUUUAUGCUCAGACUAAUCAGAUCUAUGUUGCUGGACAAGCAGCAUUGUUUAAUUAUUCUACAUCAAAAGUAAUACAGCGAUUAGGUCUUGAAUCGGAAACGCCUAAUCAUGUUCUCAUUUUAACCAUUUAUAAUGCGCAGUACCCUGUUAACGUUGAUGUCAUCCACCAGAUUUGUGAGCCACAUGGCUUCGUCAAACGUAUUGCAAUGAUACGACGCACGAUGUUGCAAGCAUUAGUAGAAUUUGAAAGCACCGAAAUCGCAAAAAAGGCGAAGCAUGCAAUGAAUGGGGCUGAUAUUUACUCUGGAUGCUGUACUCUUAAAGUUGAAUUUGCAAAGCCAGAGCAUGUCAAAGUAACGCGGAAUGACAUGGAUCAGUGGGAUUAUACGAAGGUGCCACAAUCAGUACAGUUAUCAUUCGCAUCUUUCACUGUUCGUCGUAAUUCGCACAACUAUAGUAAAAGAAAAAAAAAAGGAAUAACAAGUAUACGGAAGAACCUCGAAAGACGUGGCUAUAGUGGAAGAGGUCGUGGUGGACCACCUAAUGACUACAGUUAUCAUGAGGACCGUUAUGGAGGUAGUUACGGAAGGGGUCGUGGUAGCUAUGAUGACUAUGAAGCAGGGUAUUCAAGAAGUGAAGGGUACGUGAGAGGAGAUGGUUAUUCUCGCGGAGAUGUAUAUUAUGGAAACAGAGGAAGUGGUCGAGGUGGGUUUGGUCGUGGAGAUAGUGGCUAUGGUCGAGGAAGUUACGCACGUGGAAGAGGAAACGGUAGUGGCCAUUAUGAUGAUGAUCGGGAUUAUUACAAUGGCGAUGGUCCCGUGAUGAUGAUUUAUGGCAUUGAUCAGGAUAAUUUCAACUGCGAUAAACUAUUUAAUUUGUUAUGCCUUUAUGGUAAUUGUGAGAAGAUUAAAUUCAUGAAAUCAAAAACAGAUACAGCAAUGGCUCAAAUGGGAAAUGUACGUCAAGUCUAUACAGCUAUUGAUAAUCUUCACGGAACCGUAAUUUUUGGCAACAAACUUGCUCUGCGACCUUCGAAACAGCAAGUUUUGCAUGAAAUACGUGAUCCAUUCAUAUUACCAGAUGGAACACCCUCAUACAGGGAUUUUAACAACAGUCGUAAUCAACGUUAUACAACACCUGAAUUAGCUGGGAGGAAUCGAAUUGUGAAACCAACGCAUGUGUUACACUGGUAUAAUGCUCCUGUAACGAUGACAGAAGAUAAAUUGAAAGAGCUCUUUGUGGACAAGGGAGCAGUUGAACCAGAUAAGAUAAUCAUUUUUCCACAACGUUCGGAACGCAGUUCGGCAGGAAUAUGCGAGUUUACUAGUACUGAACGAGCGACAGAAGCACUGAUGUUAGCUAAUCAUACACCUGUGGACAGUCCUGUUGGGAAAGCACCAUAUAUUGUGAAGCUAGCAUUCGCAGGCGGUCGUGAUGGUAAAGACUUCCGAAUAUGA